AUGAGCAGUAUAGGCACAGGUUAUGAUCUAUCAGUCACCACUUUCUCUCCCGAUGGGCGAGUUUUCCAGGUCGAGUACGCUGCCAAAGCCGUCGACAACAGCGGAACUGUUAUUGGUAUAAAAUGCAAGGAUGGGGUUGUUAUGGGUGUGGAGAAACUCAUAGCAUCAAAGAUGAUGCUACCUGGUUCCAAUCGCAGAAUUCACUCUGUUCAUCGUCAUGCUGGCAUGGCUGUUGCUGGACUAGCGGCAGAUGGGCGACAAAUAGUUGCGCGAGCGAAGGCUGAAGCAACAAAUUAUGAAAGUACCUAUGGUGAACCUAUUCCUGUAAAGGAACUGACUGAACGUGUAGCAAGUUAUGUGCAUCUAUGCACACUUUAUUGGUGGCUCAGACCCUUUGGAUGUGGAGUUAUUCUUGGAGGGUAUGACAGAGAUGGACCACAAUUAUACAUGAUUGAACCCUCCGUAGCUACAACUUCAGUCUUUCCUCAUCUGCUUUGUGCAUUGGCAUGUACAAUGACUUAUGUUCCUGACUGUUUUCAGCUGCCUAGGUACUUUGGUGCUGCAAUUGGAAAGGGCAAGCAGGCUGCUAAAACAGAAAUUGAAAAGUUGAAGCUUUCCGAAAUGACCUGUAGGGAAGGUGUUAUUGAAAUAGCCAAGAUAAAAAGAAAUAGGAAAUCCCUAGCAGCUUAUGCUAAUUAUGCACACUUUGAAUCCAAGAAAGAAGAAGUGAGUUUUGAGGAUUUGAGAUCAAUGGGCUUAUCUUUAUCCUAG
Messenger RNA from Ilex paraguariensis (yerba mate), 771 nucleotides. NCBI's taxonomy places the organism in Eukaryota, Viridiplantae, Streptophyta, Magnoliopsida, Aquifoliales, Aquifoliaceae. The record is from the annotation of a GenBank genome assembly.